CAGAUCCCCAUGGACGAGUUCCUCGAGGAAGUUUCGCGGGAAGAAUGGGGAGCUUUGCCGCCAAAAUCCACCGAGGAUAUCAUACUCCCCAUAUGGUACAUACGCUUUCAGUUCACCGGACCAGAUAUCAUAUGCCACAACCGGGAAGAAUGCAUUCCGUUACUGAGGAAGAUGCAAAAAGAACACAUGGAGGAGCUUGGCCUACCAGACAUAAAAUACAAUUUCCUGAUAAGCACUGACGGUGUAGUGUACGAGUGUAGGGGAUGGAAACAUGACGCGUAUGACCCCAUCAAACACCAUGAUCUAUGGAAAAACCACUUCAUCAACAUUGGGUUCUUUGGAGAUUACAGAAAGAAAGCUCCGUUGCCCAUGAAGGCUGAAAGAGCCGGGCUGACUUUGUACUUCCGAAUGCAAGAAAUGAAAAUGGUGGCUAGUGAGGUAGUCCCUAUCUACUUUACAGUUGGGAACAAAGACUUCUCUUUCUAUUGAGAUUAUACAUAACUUGGAUAUGUUGAUUUACACAUAUUAUGCUGUUAGGUGGGAUUCCUACAGGACAACCUUGUGCUGUGCAUACAUUUAUGUUUAACACGAAAUAUUUAUUUCAUAUUAUACAUCAUGUGCUAGAUGACAGUAAACUGGGGAUAUCUUUCAAACUGUGAGCAUGUUAUGUGAGUAAUAUUUCGUUGUAGUU
Messenger RNA from Macrosteles quadrilineatus (aster leafhopper), 691 nucleotides. Its product is annotated as peptidoglycan recognition protein 1-like. Gene Ontology annotation, molecular function: N-acetylmuramoyl-L-alanine amidase activity; zinc ion binding. NCBI's taxonomy places the organism in Eukaryota, Metazoa, Arthropoda, Insecta, Hemiptera, Cicadellidae. The transcript is spliced from 3 exons. Gene Ontology annotation, biological process: peptidoglycan catabolic process. The record is from RefSeq and is a predicted model, not a curated record. The coding region runs from base 10 to 489 and encodes 159 amino acids.